Aethalodelphis obliquidens (Pacific white-sided dolphin) is the source of this 2587-nucleotide messenger RNA. RefSeq names its product heat shock 70 kDa protein 14. Gene Ontology annotation, molecular function: ATP-dependent protein folding chaperone; ATP binding. NCBI's taxonomy places the organism in Eukaryota, Metazoa, Chordata, Mammalia, Artiodactyla, Delphinidae. The record is from RefSeq and is a predicted model, not a curated record. The transcript has 10 exons. Bases 158 to 1822 code for a protein of 554 amino acids.
GUUGUUGGAUUGGCAGCAAAACAAAGUAGAAUGAGGAAUAUUUCAAAUACAGUAAUGAAAGUAAAGCAGAUCCUUGGCAGAAGGUGAGGCAGAGUAUAUUCAGCGCCUCCAGACCGUGCAUCACAAUGCAGACGUCUACCAGGCUGUGUCUAAGCGGAUGCAGCAGGAAGGCUUCCGCCGCACCGAGCGUCAGUGCCGCUCCAAGUUCAAAGUCCUGAAGGCAUUAUAUUUAAAGGCCUAUGUGGCCCACGCCACAAGUAUGGGUGAUCCACCACACUGUCCCUUUUAUGAUACGUUGGAUCAGCUUCUCCGAAAUCAGAUAGUGACUGACGCAGACAACGUAAUGGAGGAUGCUGCUUGGGCCAAGCGCUGUGAUCGGAACUUAGCGGCCCCUGACGCCCCAGGAGAAGAAGGAGCCAGCAUUCUGGGAGCAAAGAGGACUCAGGCAGCAGAUCAUCAGCCUGUCUUGAAAACAGUUAAGGAAUCAGAUGAGGAUUGUCACCUGAGGAUCAGUGACCAGAUGCGAGAAACCAGUGACCUUGAGGACUCCUGGGAUGAAUCUUCGGGUGCAGGGUGCUCUCAAGGGACCCCCAGCUACAGCAGCUCCCACCACCUUUUCAGAGGUGCAGCUGCUCCCUGUCAGAGCAGCCCCGUGACCAGACUGGGGGUGUCCGGUGAGCCCAGCCCCUGCACCAGCUCCAGCCGAAACACUCCCGGGGUGGCCUCGGCACAGCGGCCUCCGGGCUCCUGCUCCAGAGUUCCUUUUGUUUCUGGUGGGGAUGGGCCUUUGACCAGUGAGCCCCCUCCCAGGUGGGCAAGGCGAAGAAGGCGGUCUGUGGCCAGGACUAUCGCAGCCGAGUUGGCAGAAAACAGGAGAUUGGCACGAGAACUUUCAAAGCGGGAGGAGGAAAAAUUGGACCGGCUGAUUGCCAUUGGCGAGGAGGCCAGUGCUCAGCAGGACACAGCCAACGAGCUGCGCAGGGAUGCGGUGGUCGCCGUCAGACGCUUGGCCACAGCGGUGGAAGAGGCAACCGGUGCUUUCCAGCUAGGGCUUGAAAAGUUGCUUCAGAGCUCUGAUGAUCCACAGGCUCAGAAAUACAUCAGGGAUAGUAAGUGUUUAGUCAUUGAAAAAAAUGGGAAAUUACGCUAUGAAAUAGAUACUGGAGAAGAAAAGAAAUUUGUCAGCCCAGAAGAUGUUGCCAGACUGAUAUUUAGUAAAAUGAAAGAAACAGCACAUUCUGUCUUGGGCUCAGAUGCAAAUGAUGUAGUUAUUACUGUUCCAUUUGAUUUUGGAGAAAAACAAAAAAAUGCUCUUGGGGAAGCAGCCAGAGCUGCUGGGUUCAAUGUUUUGCGGUUAAUCCACGAACCUUCUGCAGCUCUUUUGGCUUAUGGAAUUGGACAAGACUCCCCCACUGGAAAAAGCAACAUUUUGGUAUUCAAACUUGGAGGAACAUCCUUAUCUAUCAGUGUCAUGGAAGUUAACAGUGGAAUAUAUCGUGUUCUUUCAACAAACACUGAUAAUAACAUUGGAGGUACACAUUUCACAGAAACCUUAGCACAGUACCUAGCUUCUGAGUUUCAGAGAUCCUUCAAACAUGACGUGAGAGGAAAUGCCCGUGCCAUGGUGAAACUGAUGAACAGUGCUGACACUGCAAAACAUUCUUUGUCAACCUUGGGAAGUGCCAAUUGUUUCCUUGACUCAUUGUAUAAAGGUCAAGAUUUUGACUGCAAUGUGUCCAGUUUAGCUUCCUCAUCUCUCUGGGCUUUCUCGAAGACUCCAGGUCAGCACUGCCACCUGUGGCUGUUUAAACUUUUUAAUUAAUUACAGGUAAAUAACAUUAAAAAUUUGGUUCCUCAGUAGCAUUAGCCACAGUUCAAGUGCUCAGUAGUCUCAUGUAGCCAGUGGCUCCAGAAAGUUCUCUAGAUCUUUUAAGAGAGAUUUCAAGCUACAAUCUAAAAGAAAGUUGUUAAAUUGAAUUUAAAUCUCUUUUGUGGCAACAGAGUCUUUCUAUUAACUUAGUGCUAAGUUUGUCCAAGUACUCAGUAUAUGUUUGCUUAUUAAUAAGGAAAUAGAAGGAAAUAGGAUUUAUUAAGAAGGAAAUAGAAUUCGUAAUUUUAUUUGCUAGCAUUUAAGCUUCUCGGUGCAAAAGAACUAAACCUAUGUGCAGCAUGGGCUCAGACUAUAAAGAAAAGUAGUGAGAAACAAUUUUAAAAAUUUUAACACAUAAAAAUAGCAAAAAUUUCCAAAUGGCGGUUUGAUUUGGAUCAAUAGAUUUAUUGUCAGAAAUGCCAUACACUGAGUAUUUAUUUUUAGGUGUUUUGAAAGCUUACAAGCAGGCUAUGGGUAAGAUAAUCUUCCAUCUGAAUUUAAUACUAAACAUCUUCAUACAUUUGUAGAUGGAUAACCUAGACCUUUUCACCCCAUGAUAUUGCACUGCUGGGUGUUUAACAUCCUGUUCUGAUCAUAAACCUAUUCUAAAGAGAUUCAUCACAGUAGGUUUUGUCAUUAACCUUCACAAGAAAAAGAUGUCUUGUUUGACUUUUUUCUGUCUUCUCUGUGUGUAUGUGUAUUUGUGUAUGUGUGUGU